AUGGGUUUUCAAGUUCUCAGAUCUGUUAUUCAAGCCCCAUUGGCAAAACGCAGUUUCUUGUGCAAGUCCUGUCCUUCAGGCUUGAGGGUUUUGUACAACAACAUUUUGCUGUCUUCGAGAAGUUACAGUACGAAAGGCUCUGCCUUUACGCUUAUUAAAAAAUUACGGCAAGAAACGAAUGCACCUAUUUUCUUAAUUAAAGAGGCUGUAGAAGAAACAAAUGGACAAAGUUUCUUUGAAGCAAAAUCAGUUUUAUCUGAAAAGAUGAAGGCUCGAGGUCAACGUUUGGCUCAGCAAUUGCAAGGAAGAGUCGCCAAACAAGGUUGGAUUUGUACAGCAAUUUUACCAGAUGCCCAGGCUGCUUGUAUGCUUGAAUUAAAUUGCGAAUCUGAUUUCGUCGCUCAGAACCCAAAGAUUCAGAGACUUGCCCUGUCCUCAGCAUCGUCCAUUUUGCACAGUCUCAACAGGGUGAACGCCGAUUCAACUGAACAGCGAAACGUGAGCACCGACUUGGAUUCCCUGAAAAAAAUCAUCCUUCAUUCUGACAAGGAUUCCUCGAGCAAUCUCGGGAACACGCUGUUCGAUGCAUUUAGCAACGCAACGUCUACAACCGGUGAACGCAUUGAACUGUCUCGUGCAAUUGUUUUUCAGCGUACCAAACCUCAACAUCAGUUGGGUCGGUACACACAUGGCACAGAUGUGCGUGUUCAUUCAAGCCUUGGACGCGUUGGAUGCCUUGUUAGCCUUUCCAACGCCCAAAAAGCAGGCCUUGCCGAUGACAUUGCACGCGAGUUCGUCGCUCAGGACCCUGAAAGUAUAGACGACUUCUUGCAUAAUACAAGCGUGUAUGACAACUCAAAGACUAUGAAAGACUUGUUAGGCAGCGCCAACGUCGUCGACUGGGUACGCUGGGAACGCGGCCAGGCUCAAUAA
Messenger RNA from Schizosaccharomyces japonicus yFS275, 933 nucleotides. RefSeq names its product translation elongation factor EF- Ts Tsf1. The record is from RefSeq and is a predicted model, not a curated record. Gene Ontology annotation, cellular component: mitochondrion; mitochondrial matrix. The transcript has a single exon. NCBI's taxonomy places the organism in Eukaryota, Fungi, Ascomycota, Schizosaccharomycetes, Schizosaccharomycetales, Schizosaccharomycetaceae. Gene Ontology annotation, molecular function: translation elongation factor activity. Gene Ontology annotation, biological process: translational elongation. Bases 1 to 933 code for a protein of 310 amino acids.